Molecule: messenger RNA, 2637 nt
Organism: Spirometra erinaceieuropaei
Lineage: Eukaryota; Metazoa; Platyhelminthes; Cestoda; Diphyllobothriidea; Diphyllobothriidae
Source: the annotation of a GenBank genome assembly
AUGGGUACUACGCAUUCGCAUUCGGCCUCCGUGAGAGUUUCACCCGUUUGUACCUACCAGCACUGCGAGGGCGAUGAACAACGCAUCGCUCCUAUGUUGGAAAUUAGCCGUUCAACAGGCUCUGAACCCUUCCUCUCCUCCUCACGGUCAUCAUUCCGUCGACUGGCCGCUGCCGCUGAGAACAGCACACACAGCCGAAAGGAGGUUUUCUUUCGCAGUCAUCAACUCACUGAUGCAGGCGUUGGUUUUGACGGUGUUUCUAGUGUUGUCUCCGGUGUUGAGUUUGGCGGCGAAAUCAACAGCAUGUGCAAGACAAUCGACUUCGUGGAUCCCCAUCGUCCGUCGGUUGCUCAUCGGCGCGCCGACUCCCUGCUCCCUCAUAACGGUUUUCAUGACCAUCUCGCCUGUUUUGACAGCAGCACAAACUGGAAAAGGCAUGCUAGUCAAAGGAGGACGAGAUCGAAGCCUUUCAAACAGACCUCCUACAAUUCUACGAAUUCUUCCUACAUUCCAGAUGUCAGUCCCGAUAAUGGCAGUCUAGAUCAGCAGACAGAGACUGAUGCCUAUUCAUCAGCGUUUGUGACUGCAAAUGAGCAUUUACAGUGUCACGGCCGGCCCAACAAAUUGCAGCCCGAGGGCACUGUUUGGAAUCUCAAUGGUUUACAUAUGCUCGAUCAGGCAGCCUACCGUUUGUGGGAAAGUCAGAAUCGGUUGCCCUCAUCGCUGAGGAGGGAAGAACAACGCUUCCCAUUUAAUAUGCCCAUUCAGUCGCCUGGGACUGGCCCAAGCUCCCUAAAUGCGCAACCACAAGAAAAUUCGCCAACAGGCGUCCAUCUUUCCCGGAAUCGCAACAAGUUAGACAUUUUGCGCUGUGACACAAGGUAUCGACUGGCCCAGAGGCGCCAUUUCUCAGAACUGGAUCUACAUUUACAGGGACCAUGUACUUCGGUCACCUCCCCUCCAACACACCUGCCCAUUUCGGCUGCUUACAAUGUGAGCAGUUUUGAGUGCGCGGACCUAACCACCCAGGAGACUCAACUGUCGGCUCAGAGUGCGUCAGAGUACCAGAAAGACACUGUGGCCAUCCAGAGUCCACCCCUCCGUUUGCGGAUUGAGCGCGAGGACAGUCUGGAUCCCUACAAAGGCCAAGUAAACCGAGGCUCGGUCUACUACACUGAUAAGUCUAUUCCCGACUACGGGACUACCACUGAGGCGGGGGAUGAAAAGGAGGAGAGACAGAGUGGUCCAUUUAAGUCUCUCUUUAGCAGUGAGGCCGAGCUGAUUAGUGAAGGUGAUUCUGAAUACUACCACGACUACGUCAACCUGCCAUCACAGCCUCAAGUUCCACAUCAGCACCAACGCACACGCAGCUGUAAGGUGCCUGAAGUUGGGGUCAGUAGUCUCACACCGCUGUCUAAGCCUGACUGUAAGGAAGGUGGCAAUGGGCUCACCAGGCUGGAAGUAGAUCGGACGACGUUUGCUACCGGUGCUAUCCUGCCUAAUCCCUCCUCAAAUCAAGGCCAAGAGAGGCGCCCCUCUAAAUCCAGGUGGCGUCUUUUAACGCGAGGAAAGAGUCUGACCAAGUCCCUCUCCUGUUACGCCCUAAAGUUUUUUAACCAGCAGACUCGCACCUUUGAGCUGAUCGAUGCACCGUCACAGCAAUCACAACAGAAGCCAAAAGGUGGAGCGACGGCUACCGCUAAUUUCCGCAAAGUCUCGGAAGGGGCGACGCGGACCAGAUCAGAGGUAAUAUCGAGCGAACCACCGGAAAGGGAGGGACUGUGGCGAAAGGAUUUAGCCUCGUCGCGCGAUGCUCCACCGCCUGACGCCUUUGACGAUCUGGACAACCUGCUACAACGAGCUCUAUAUGUAAACGAGGAGACACGACCAGUGUCAGGUCCUUGCCGGGAGAAGCGGAGAAAUGUGAUGAACCGAAGCCUGAGUGCUUUUGGCAAGAGGGAGCUUGUCAAUCAUAGGCAGGCAAAGGCGGCACAAAGGAGAGCGCCCCCCUCCUCCUGGAAAUUCACCAAACGUGAUCGUAUAACCCUGCUGCAGACGAGUACACGGGAACUUCUUCACUGUCUUUCCAUGUUUAUACUGCAACAAUGUGAUAGACUCUGUGUGGCUCAUAAAUCCCCUCUCUAUCCCGAGGACAUUGUGUCCUGGAUAAAGGACAUAGACCGAGCACUCCUGCAACAGGGUUGGACAGACAUUACUUUCCUUAGUCCGGCAAAUAUUGUGUUCCUCUUUGUCCUCCUGAAGGGCUCAAUUAACUUCCGAAUAACCUGCAGCCGGGAGCUGCAUUCUAUCGUCAUGGUCUGCCUCUAUCUUUCCUACGGUUACAUGGGGAAUGAAAUCAGCUACCCGCUGAAGCCCUUUCUAAAUGCGGAAAUUCUUUACAGUAUGCUGCACGAGAAGGAACCCCAACGUCUACGCACAAUGAACUCAGCGAACUCAGUAGUUACGCGCAACCCCAAAAUAACUAAUCACUUUCGAGAGCAGUUCUGGGAAAAGUGUCUCAUGGUUAUCCAGGCCAAGAGUCGGGAAAUGCUGCAGCUAAACGCGGACCCGAUUGUGUUCACGGAAAGUAUAGCAGAGUUACGAUCCUAUGGAACACCGGCACUACAAUCGGCUUGA